ACCUCAACCUUCUGCAUUGGACCCUUUAAAAGCCUUUGUCACCAUGACGAACUAAAACGCUGCUUACCUUUACUUUGCAAGUUUGCAACACCGUUCGCCGUCAAGACAAUGACGUCACCCCGCUUUCGCAUUCUAGGCAUAGGUGUCUCGAUACGGUCAGCUUUUACUGAUACACACAUUUGCUCGAACCUGAGAGGACCAAACCUCUGCAGAUGUUCAGACUACUGAGCCUUACGUUGUACCCCGCAGUAUUGCUUUGCAUCGCUCGGCUGCGGGGAGAGUCAAGCUAAGCUUAGUAUAAAAGAAGCCACUCCUCGCGACGUUGUGAAGGGGUUGCAUUUCCAAGGGUCAUUUCAAAACCUCGGGUUCCUGACGCUAUGAGUAGAAUACUGCAAACUAUAUCCAAGACUGCAUUUAUCACAGGUGGUGCAAGUGGAAUUGGGCUUGCACUCACUACACGUCUGCUCGACGAUGGGUGGUACGUCUUUGUGGCGGACAAGAAUGUCGCAGACAUGCAGGAUACCGAAAUGCUCCGCACUAUAGAAUGCGAUACUUCGUCCUGGGACUCGCAAGUGGCAGCCUUCCAAAAGGCGAUCCUCUGGCGAGCAUCUGACGGAGGCCGCAUCAACUUUGUAGCACCCAUCGCCGGAGUCGGCGAGCGGCAGUGGCUCCCGUUUCCGGACUUGAGCUCAGCGGAACAGCGGCAAGAUUUCUCCAAGCCAGACUUGACAACUCUCGAAGUGGACCUCACUGGAGUAUUGUACACGGUCGCGCUAGCAGUGCAGUACUUCCGCCGCCAGACACGUGCCGAUGAUGGUCUCCUGGGACGGAUUGGACUUGUUGCAAGCGUGUGCGGUCUGUACUGUGUUCCAAGUCUUCCAAUCUACACAGCUGUAAAGCAUGCACUAGUUGGACUGACGCGUAGCUAUGGGAAGCUGUUGGUGGAUGAAGGAAUAACCGUCAAUGCUCUGGCGCCGAACGUGGUUCAGACGAGCAUCAGCUCACCGCUAUUCUACGAAAAGCUGGCCAAAAAGGAUUUGCUGACACCAAUGGAGGGGUUGAUAGAUGCGUUCAAGACGAUCCUCGAUAGCGGGUGUACCGGCGAGGUUUUCGAGUGUGGACCGGCUGGUGGGUGGACAAAGAGGGAAGGCCCAGCAUAUCUGGACGAGAAGAGCGGGGAAGUAUGCAAGCUUCUGCAUGAGAGAGCAAUGUCCCUACACUACUCUUCGUAGCCAAUGCAAGAAUCAUCGCAUAGAAAAGUCCAGCUUGCUUCGCAGGUGUCGUGGUG
Messenger RNA from Boeremia exigua, 1288 nucleotides. RefSeq lists its product as uncharacterized. Gene Ontology annotation, molecular function: oxidoreductase activity, acting on the CH-OH group of donors, NAD or NADP as acceptor. Bases 378 to 1232 code for a protein of 284 amino acids. Gene Ontology annotation, cellular component: cytoplasm. The transcript is spliced from 2 exons. The record is from RefSeq and is a predicted model, not a curated record. NCBI's taxonomy places the organism in Eukaryota, Fungi, Ascomycota, Dothideomycetes, Pleosporales, Didymellaceae.